Molecule: messenger RNA, 3014 nt
Organism: Acomys russatus (golden spiny mouse)
Lineage: Eukaryota; Metazoa; Chordata; Mammalia; Rodentia; Muridae
Gene: Ganc
Product: glucosidase alpha, neutral C
Exons: 24
Coding region: 1-2745 (914 amino acids)
Biological process (GO): N-glycan processing; carbohydrate metabolic process
Molecular function (GO): carbohydrate binding; alpha-1,4-glucosidase activity
Source: RefSeq, a predicted model, not a curated record
AUGGCAGCAGCUGAGGAAGAGGAAAUCAGUGUUGAAGAUGAAGCUGUGGAUAAAGCCGCUUUCAGGGACUGUAGCAGGAUUGCUUUCUACAGGCGGCAGAAACAGCAGCUCUCCAAGAAUACCACCUACCGGGCUCUGUUAGGCUCAGCCACAACAGAACAGGACAGCACCAGGUUUCAAAUCAUCAGUGAAGCAACUAAGAUGCCUCUCGUGGCUGAAGUUUAUGGUAUAGAGAAAAGCAUUUUCAGACUUAAGAUCAAUGAAGAAACGCCACUGAAACCAAGGUACGAAGUUCCUGAUGUUGUCAACAGCAAGCUGAGAACUGUAAGGCUGGUCUCCUGCUCAGAGGGUACAGACAGCCUGAUACUGACAGAUGGCAAAGGAGAUCUGAAAUGCCAUAUCUCAGCAAACCCAUUCAAGAUAGACCUUGUGUCCGAGAACGAGGCUGUGGUCAGCGUCAACUCCCUGGGCCAGUUAUACUUUGAGCACCUGCAGAGUCCUCACAAGCAGAGAGCUGCCAAAGGAAACAAGGAGAGUGCAGCCGCUGACGCCUCUCAGGAAAAUCAAGAGGACCUAGGCCUGUGGGAAGAGAAAUUUGGAACAUUUGUGGAUGUCAAAGCUAAUGGCCCUUCCUCUAUUGGUUUAGAUUUCUCCUUUCACGGAUUUGAACAUCUCUAUGGUAUCCCUCAACAUGCAGAGUCACACCAACUUAAAAAUACUAGAGAUGGGGAUGCAUACCGUCUUUAUAAUCUGGACGUCUAUGGAUACCAAAUACAUAACAAAAUGGGCAUAUACGGCUCAGUGCCCUAUCUCCUGGCCCACAAACAGGGUAGGACUGUAGGCAUUUUCUGGCUGAAUGCCUCAGAAACACUAGUGGAGAUCAGCACAGAGCCAGCGGCUGAGAACACACUGGCCCGGAUGGGCCCAGCAGCUGCCAAGCUAAAGGCCGGGUGUCGAACUGACGUGCGCUGGAUGUCAGAGAGUGGAAUCAUCGAUGUUUUUCUGCUGACAGGACCUACACCUUGUGACGUCUUCAAGCAGUACUCACGCAUCACAGGCACACAAGCCAUGCCGCCUCUCUUUUCCUUGGGGUACCACCAGUGUCGCUGGAACUAUGAAGAUGAGCAGGAUGUGGAGGCAGUGGAUGCGGGGUUUGAUGACCAUGACAUUCCGUAUGAUGUCAUCUGGCUGGACAUAGAGCACACUGAGGACAAGAAGUACUUCACCUGGGACAAAAAGAGAUUCGCAAACCCCAGAAGGAUGCAAGAGCUUCUCAGGAGCAAAAAACGGAAGCUUGUGGUUAUCAGCGACCCCCACAUCAAGGUGGACCCUGACUACGCAGUCUAUGCCAAAGCCAAAGAACAGGGCUUCUUUGUGAAGAGUCCAGAAGGUGGCGACUUUGAAGGAGUGUGCUGGCCUGGUCUCUCAUCUUACCUGGAUUUCACCAACCCCAAGGUCAGAGAGUGGUAUUCCAGCCUCCUCGCUUUUCCUGUGUAUCAGGGCUCCACGGACAUCCUCUUCGUAUGGAACGACAUGAACGAGCCCUCGGUCUUCAGAGGCCCCGAACUCACCAUGCAAAAGAAUGCCGUUCACUAUGGCAACUGGGAGCACAGGGAACUUCACAACAUCUACGGGUUUUACCAGCACAUGGCUACUGCAGAAGGACUGAUACAGCGAUCUAAAGGGAAGGAGAGACCCUUUGUUCUUUCACGUUCUUUCUUUGCUGGAUCACAAAAGUAUGGUGCAGUCUGGACGGGAGACAACACAGCCAAGUGGGCCUAUCUGAAAAUCUCCAUUCCCAUGUUACUGACCCUGAGUGUCUCCGGCAUCUCUUUCUGCGGAGCUGAUGUGGGUGGCUUCAUUGGCAAUCCUGAGGCAGAGCUGCUAGUGCGUUGGUACCAGGCCGGAGCUUACCAGCCCUUCUUCCGUGGCCAUGCUACCAUGAACACCAAGCGGCGAGAACCCUGGCUGUUUGGGGAAGAAAACACCCGGCUGAUUCGGGAAGCCAUCAGAGAGCGCUACGCCCUCCUACCCUAUCUGUAUUCUCUGUUCUACCGUGUGCACACGUCUUCUGAACCCGUCAUGAGACCCCUGUGGGUGGAGUUUCCUGAUGACUUAGACACUUUCGGUGUGGAAGAUGAAUACAUGCUGGGAAGUGCUUUAUUGGUUCACCCAGUCACAGAACCACAGGCUGCCACCGCUGAUGUAUUCUUGCCAGGGUCAAGCGAGGUCUGGUAUGAUUCUAAGACAUUUGCACAUUGGAAAGGAGGAUGUACUGUGAAGAUUCCUGUAACCGUGGAUACUAUACCAGUGUUUCAACGAGGCGGAAGUGUGGUGCCAACAAAGACCUCUGUGGGAAAGUCCACCGGCUGGAUGGCUGACGCCCCAUAUGGACUCCGGGUUGCUCUAAGCACUCAGGGCUCUGCUGCGGGGGAGCUGUAUCUUGAUGAUGGCCACUCCUUCCAGUACCUCAGCCAGGACCAGUUCUUACACCGCAAGUUCUCAUUCUGCUCCAGUGUUCUAAGCAACAGGUGUGCUGAUGAAAAGGGCCAUUAUGCCAGCAGCUGUACUGUAGAGCAGAUCCUGAUCUUAGGCCUUAGGAAGAAGCCAUCUUCUGUGACUACCCACUCACCUGGUGGUGAAAUUCAGCCUGCGGCUUUUACAUAUUGUGGCAAAACAUCCACCCUGAGUCUGGAGAAGCUUUCUCUGAGCGUUGGUGAUGCCUGGGAGGUUCAUGUCAGAUGAUGAGCAGGUGCCCUGGUGAUGAGCACAGGAAUUCCCUGGCCUCUCUGCCUUCCUGGCCUUCUGCGAGACCUGGCCUGCCACUAACUUGCUUCCCUGGGGAAAAUGAUAUGUCACUUAUCUCUAGUGGACCCAUGACCAGUAGAUUUCAGGUUUUAAGAUUGUAGCCAGGUGCAGUGGCUCCUACAAUCCCAACACUCAGAAAGCUCAAGCAGAAGGAUCAUGAGUUCAAGACCAGCUUGAGCUACACUGCAAGACCUUGUCUCAAAAAA